GUCAGCUUCCCUGUCCAGCAGGUGCUCUGCUGACAGCACCCUUCCUGCUACACCUUGGCUCCUCACACAGACCUAAGGAAUAAACAACAGUAACCAAGAAAAAACUGUCCAGAAUGCCACAAAAUGUUAUUCUCCAAGGACCAGCACCCUGGGGAUUCAGGCUCUCAGGAGGAAUAGAUUUUAACCAACCCUUAAUCAUAACCAGGAUUACACCCGGAAGCAAAGCUUCAGCUGCAAACCUGUGCCCUGGUGAUGUUAUUGUAGCUAUUGAUGGUCGAAGCACAGAGAACAUGACACAUAAUGAUGCCCAGGAGAGAAUUAAAGCAGCUGCACAUCAGCUUUGUUUGAAAAUAGAGAGGGCAGGAACUAAAUUAUGGUCCCCACAGGUUUCAGAAGAUGGCAAGGCACAUCCCUUCAAGAUAAAUUUGGAAGCUGAACCACAGGAUAUGAACUACUUUGAACACAAGCAUAAUAUUCGGCCCAAACCUUUCAUAGUCUCAGGCCGAAGCAGUGGAUGCAGCACUCCUUCGGGGAUUGACUGUGGCAGUGGACGCAGUACCCCCUCUUCAAUUAGCACGGUUAGCUCUAUCUGCCCUACCGAGCUGAAAGCAGCGUCUAGGAUGGCCCCUAACAUUCCCUUGGAAAUGGAGCUUCCUGGUGUCAAGAUUGUACACGCUCAGUUUAACACACCUUUGCAGUUGUACUCAGAUGAAAAUAUCAUGGAAACACUGCAAGGCCAAGUUUCUACAGCUCUGGGGGAAACACCCAUAAUAAGUGACCCAUCUCCCAACUCAGUGCCGCAGUCUGACGUGUACAAGAUGCUGCAUGGCAACAAGGAGGAGCCCAAUCAACCUCGCCAGUCUGGCUCCUUUAAGGUGCUCCAGAAUUUAGUCUCCGAGGAAGGUGAGGGACGCCCCAUGGGUACAAGAAGUGUGAAAGCACCUGUAACAAAGAUACCUACUGCCAUGCCUGGUGCCCAGAAAGUGCCACUGUGUGACAAGUGUGGGAAUGGGAUUCUAGGAACAGUGGUGAAGGCACGAGAUAAAUACCGACACCCAGAAUGUUUUGUGUGCUCUGACUGCAAUCUCAACCUGAAACAAAAAGGCUACUUCUUUGUGGAGGGCCAGCUAUACUGUGAAGCUCAUGCACGAGCUCGCAUGAGGCCACCAGAGGGAUAUGAAGCAGUUACUGUUUACCCAAAAUGCUAGUCUUACCUUAACACACAAAUAUAUGCAUGCACACAAAAAGCCAUUAACAGCUUAGAACUGCAGUACAAGUGUCAGGACUUCUGCCCGAGUUCAAAGUAGCAGCUUUCAAACCUUUUCUUGUGGGAUUCUGAGGGAGGUGGAAGUCCCUAUUAACCAGCACUAGCAUAUUAUACCAGUAAAAUUCUGCUAAAAUAUUAUCUUUGAAAUUGCCAAUGUAACUCAAUGAAAUAUAAACUAAAACAGCUGUACUGGAA
Pterocles gutturalis (yellow-throated sandgrouse) is the source of this 1462-nucleotide messenger RNA. It is a transcript of the gene PDLIM3, whose product is annotated as PDZ and LIM domain 3. The record is from RefSeq and is a predicted model, not a curated record. The transcript is spliced from 8 exons. Gene Ontology annotation, molecular function: actin binding; muscle alpha-actinin binding. Lineage: Eukaryota; Metazoa; Chordata; Aves; Pterocliformes; Pteroclidae. Gene Ontology annotation, biological process: heart development; muscle structure development; actin cytoskeleton organization. Bases 114 to 1208 code for a protein of 364 amino acids. Gene Ontology annotation, cellular component: stress fiber; adherens junction; filamentous actin.